GCCGCCCGCUGUCUCACUCGUUCACCCGCCCUCUCUUGCUUGCUCGCCCGCGUGUCCUCCCACUUACCCUCUCGCCCGCUCACAUGUCCUCAUUCUGGCUCGCUGCCCUCUUGUUCGCCCACCUACUCGCCCUACUGCUAGUCUUUCCCAGUUACCGUGUCUCGCCCCUAGCUCACUCUCGCACCCGCCGACCCGUUCUCACUGAGGGCACACGCAUCCAGCGACCGCGCAGCCGAAAGACUUUGAGUGCGAGGCUCAAGGGCCCUAUUCGCGAUACAAAGGUGAGCCAUCACCAACACGAUCUCCCUGCACUGCCAUCUACGAAUGUGCCGAGGCCCUGCUGAACCAUGUCCUAUCUGUCCGCCGUUCCGCUCCGCCAACUGUUUUCCUUGCCCGCCAUUUCGCUCGCCCGCCAUCUUGUCAUCCCUCUUGCCCGCCGUCUCGCACCCGCCGACUUGCCGUCUCGUGCCUGCCCAUUUGCUUUCUCACGCCCGCCCACUGUCUUCUCACGUCCGCCCACUGCCUUCUCGCGCCCGCCUGCUUGCACUUUCGUGUCCACCCAUUGGCCCUCUCGCGUCCACACGCCCGCUCUGUUGUGUCCGCGUGUUCACAUGUCCUCGCGUGCGCGCGUGCCUGUCCUCCGCGCUCGCUUCCAUAGCUGCUCGCUCUCGGUGCUUUGA
Molecule: messenger RNA, 680 nt
Organism: Fomitopsis serialis
Lineage: Eukaryota; Fungi; Basidiomycota; Agaricomycetes; Polyporales; Fomitopsidaceae
Exons: 1
Coding region: 84-344 (86 amino acids)
Source: RefSeq, a predicted model, not a curated record